Aedes aegypti (yellow fever mosquito) is the source of this 3215-nucleotide messenger RNA. RefSeq names its product transmembrane protein 134. The coding region runs from base 457 to 1014 and encodes 185 amino acids. The transcript has 2 exons. Lineage: Eukaryota; Metazoa; Arthropoda; Insecta; Diptera; Culicidae. The record is from RefSeq and is a predicted model, not a curated record.
UUUUUUUCUUCGGUAAGCUGUCAAACGCGUUAAAGUUGGAGAGAAACGAACAAAAACAACACUAUUUUUGAUUUAUUAUGGACCGAAAAGUGAAAAUUUAGCCAACUACCGUCGAAAAUUGAAGAAAUCGUGCGUCAACUCGGAUACGGUAAUUUUCACCGUUGUAGUUAAACUAGUGGAAAUCUUGUUCGUGUGCUGAAUCAGCAGGAAAAACUACUUGUGGAAAAGUGCUCAACUUGUACUCAACCAACUCAAUCCACAAAAAGGGAAGAGGAAAAAAAUCAACAUGUCUGUGGUUUGAUGUAGUUUUGUGGGAUUUUUUUCACAAUCGGGACAAUCGUAACUUAUUUUGAAACAAACGGCGUAAUUCCGUCCCGAUUGUUUGUGGAAAACCAGGGUGUUGCUGCAACGUUUUUGUUCGGCUACGUUCACACAAUAGGGUUCUAAAGGUUCACGAUGAGCAACUCUGCCGGAGGAUUUCGAGGUCCCGGUAGUGCCGGGAGUGGCCGACCGGAGCCUAGUAAGCGUUUCUCGAUUCACGAUGCCUUCGAGGAGGAAACGGACGAGGUCAUCAAAGUGUACGGAUCGACUGUGAUAUCGACGCCUAUGCGGGCCAAGGCCAGAUCUCCGGACGAUGUGUCCAUCCGGGUGCACCACGACCAAAGGACGCUAAAGUACACCGAUGAUACCACCUCCAGGGACAGUGACUCGCUGAUACAGGAAUACGGCAACCUGUCGUCCAACGACACCUACACCUACUGCUGGCGCCACCCGAAGGUUCGGGAAAAUUGGCGAACCGUCCUGGCCGCAGCCACCCUACUAGUCAUCGGAACCGGCCUGAUAGCCAUGGGGGCGUACGCCAUCGCCGAACCACACAACGGAUCCCAGGCAGCAGUCUUCUUCGUAGCGGGAUUCAUCUGUUUUGUGCCCGGAGCAUACCACGUGGUGUACAUCUGGUUGGCUGCCCGGGGCUACCGGGGAUUCGACUUCUACCAUUUGCCUUUGUUCACGUAAGAUCAAUUCUAAUGGCUAGGAAAUGUGCUCGAAAUUAUACGAAAUAGACAAGUUUGCUCAUGAAUCCUUCCCUGGGGAGAAGGAUCCGUAGAAGGGCUUGAAAGAACACUAGAUAGUUCGACGGUAGGUAACUCGACUAGACGAGAUGUGAUUAAAUUAUAAGUUAUUUAGGUACCUUUUAUUUCUUUACUGUUUUAAUACACUGUUAGAGUUACGCUGCUAUAUACACUGUCCUUUGUAUAGUCACUUUUAUAACUAAAUAUAUGGGAUAUUUUUAUAACCACCCCAACUAAAUAAAACUAAAUCGAAUUGGCGAUUUUUUGACCACUUUUAAAUGAAUUCUAUUGUUUUGAUUAAAACUAGGCGAUGAAAAAAUGAAGAAGUGUUCAUUAUUGCUCGAUUGAAUAGUCGUUACCUUGUUACAUCUUCCGAAUGAACGGAAAAGAUCUUUGAACCAGGUAAUAGAUCUUCCUUUGCGAGAGAGUUUGUCUUCUUAUAUUGUCAUAUACGCCAGGUCUGGCAGCAGGGUUCUUUUUAGAUACUUGAUAUCUAUUUUAUUGCUAGUCCCAAAAAAAAAUCAUUAUUUUCCAAAAUGCCUUUCCAGAAUUGCCUUCAAAAUUGUUUCCACCAAUUCCAGUUUCCACAGUUUUUCCAGUAAUUACUUAAGCAGAUCUUCACAUUUCUACAAGACUCCUUCGGAGAAAAUACCCCCUUCAAUUUUUGUUGUAAAAAUUCUUUUAAUGUAUUUCCAGGAACUCUUUCAAGUAUUGCUCAAGAAGUUUCUACGUCGAUUUUUAGUUAGUUCUCCGGCCAUUUAUCAAGGUUGAGAAACAGAACUCUAAAUAACAUUCAUAAACGGAAAUUGCCUCAAAAUUCUUGCAGAGAUUACACCAGGAAAUGUAUUAGGAUCUCUUCUAGAUAUUCUUCCACGAUGGCGUUUACAGUUUUUUUUUUCUUAUAAACAAUACUCGAGUAAUUUUAAAGGCAAAGGGUUCAUGGAUUCUUCAUAAUUUUAUUUGAGGUUUCACAUCAGUGAAUACUAAAGAAAUUAUUCCGAUCAUUUCUAAAAGUUUCUGCAGGGAUUCUGUUCAAUGUUUUUUUUUCAAGCGAUACCACCAGAAAAUCCUGCAGGGUUUUAUCGAAUCUCUGGAUAAAACCCUGCAGGAUUUUCUGGUUAUGUUAUUGUGCAAUAAUACCUGGAUUUUCUUCAGGGACUUUUCUAGUGUUAACAUAAUAAUGUUCUUGACGACUCCCUGGAGUCAUUCGUGGGAAAUUUUUCAAAGAAUUUCUGCUGGAGUUUCUAAAGUAAUCGUAGGUGGAAAAUUUUUGGUCAAAAUUUCGGACAAACUGAACGGCAAUUUUGGUGAAAAUCCUAAGAAAUCAGUGGUAGCAUCUCUGGAGAAAUUAUUGCAUAAUCUCAUUUAAAUUUCAUAAAACGGAAAUCUUGGGCGAAAUCCUAGCGACAUCGAUUAAGCAAUCACUGGAUGAACUCCAGGUUUUUGUUGAUACAUGCGUGAAAGAAUAUUUGUAAUAAUUCCUGAAGAAAAUCAUGGUUGAGUUUCUUGAGUAGCGUUUCCGGUACCUCAUGCUGAGACCGGUUCUACUGUACUGCAGCAGUCAGUACCGGUAGUACCGGGAAAAUCGAGCAAUAAUACUGUAGUUUUGCUAUUUUUCAUAAUGCUUAUAAUAUCCAUGGGAACAAUUAACCUUUCGGCUGUCACGUGAUUUGCCACCACCAGAACUGCUUUACUGAUGGUACGACAGCCGAACUUUUUCUAUGAGCGUUCUGCAAUUACAACAACGUCGUUCCUGAAGUGUUAAGAUGAUCAUUUCAAACUAUUUUUUUGUAAGUUACACACCUAUUACUCUUUUUCAAAACCGAUCGCUAAAACCACCCUUCUAAUAGCUUCUUUUCGAAUUCUCAAGGCUAUGAAUUUCAAAAUCAUAUAGUCACCAGUUUGGCGUAAGGAUGUGCAAUACAUUAUGAGAUCUCUUUGUGAAAAAUAAUUUUCAAAGCUAGAGUUUUCGUUCGACUAACGUUAAAAGCAUUAUCGACAUCAUAUUCAAUAUCAUAAAAUGAUAAAAUUUAAGGUUUAAAUAAUAUUACUGAUUAUCAAAAAUACCGGAGCUAAUAUCAAGCUCGGUACCGUCAUUUCGGGUGAAAUUGAUCACUUUUCACGGUUUUUCUAGAAUGUUAACAA